AUACCUGAAAAUAUCUGAGCUUUUACAAUAUAAUAUAUUGUCAGUGUGCUCCAUGACAAUCAAUGACCUGCUAAAGAGUUCAGUUUAGAGUUUUUAUUGUGAAGGACCCCAGUUCUUCACACAAUCACUUUCUUGAAGGUUGACUAUAUCAUGACUGGAGGCUGGUGAGCAACAGGGCAAAGGGAGGAGAGUGCAUUUAGCAUCAGGUGAUUCAACACCAGCAUUGAUUAGGAAAGGCAACAAUAGGAGGGAGGGAGAAAACUUUCACGGGCAAAUACUUCCUGGAGGUGACUAUAUAAGAGAGAGAGAGAGAAGGAGAGAGAGAUAAAUAUCAGUAUCGACUGGAAGUUGCCCUGGAUAAGGGCGUCUGCUAGAAAUAAAUAAUAAUAAUCGUCAUUCUCAAGGGGAAAGACUCCCUCAACACUACGGUGACAGUACAGAAUUAAAGAAAGGAAGGAAGAAACAGAAAGAAAAGAAGAAAAAGGAUAAUUUGCUGCAAAACAUAAUAAGAAAGGAGGAGAGAAAGAAAAAUAUUGAAGGAGAGAAAGACAGAAGGAAAUAAAAAACGAAGGAGGGAAAAUGGCAGUGGGUUAUGUGAGGAUGGCUCUGGCUGUGUUGUUGCAGCUCUCCGUUUGGCUCCCGGUCUCUCUGCAGUGCUCUGUCUCAGCGAAUCAGACAGUAGAGGUGACUCGGCUCCUCAAUAUAAUGGUCCAAUCAGAGAAGAGCAGUGCUGCCAAUGGCUCCACCCCCAAUCCCAGCAUCCUCCUGGCUCUGCGUCUGGCCAGCUAUCAUGACAGGGACACAGAGAGAUGCAUGCUGGGCAGACUGCAGGCUGAUGCAGUGAAGAGAGUCGAAAAAGGCCUCACAUUCUCUUCCGGCACCGUGGCUCUCUACUGUCUGGCUAUGCAGGGCUGCUGUGCUGACCCGUCUCUAACUCCAGCCCCAGGACUUAAAGGGGGGAAGAAAGCCCUGGACCUGAGAAAACUGCUGGAAAGAAAACUGAAGGAAGAGAUUGAGAAUAUCGAUUCCAAACACGUCCCCCUCACAAGCUAUUAUCAGGUGGGCCUUGACAUACUGGCGCUGUGCAUGAUGGGAAGACCAGUGACAUCACACACCGUGCAGCGUCUGAUUGAAGCUUCGGAUAAUGGAGGAUUUUCACACGGAGAGAUAUAUUCAGUGGACACAGCCUCGGUUGCAGUUCUAGCCCUGACCUGCGUGAGGCGCUCUAUCAACCCGCCUAAUCCUGUGGUUCUGCGUCUCAAGAUCCAGAAUGCUCUUAAACGUCUGAUCAAGAACAUUCUCCAGGAGACAACGAGUGAUGGAUUGAUCGGGAACCUCUACAGCACAGGACUGGCCAUGCAGGCCCUGUCAGUCGCCUCCACCUACAACUGUUCCAGAACGUUCCAGACUGUUCUAGAGCGGGCUGGUUCCGGAUCCUUCGACAACCCCAUGGCUGCUUCUCAGAUCACCCCCUCACUGGAGAACAGAAACUACCUGGGGCUGAAUAAGCUAGACUGCAAGGAGUUUAAAAAGAACCCUGCUGAUUCGCCGCUGCCUCUAGUGCCUCUAGCACCCCCCGCUGCCCAGCAGGGUGUACUGACCGUACACUACACAGUGGAGGACGGCCUUCGCUACACCUUCAAUGACCUCAUCGAUGUGACGGUCCCCACGGGGUCCUCGCUGCUGCGGGUCAUGGAGGAGGCGGCCAAGAUAUCGCCUGCAAAAUUCAGGUUCACUGUGGAGCAAAGCAGUUGGGGUCCAUUUGUCACCAGUAUCCAAGGUUUAGCUGGGAACACGGAGGAGCGAACAUACUGGCAAUUUCUUACUGGGAAUACCACUUUGGCUCAAGGAGUUACUGACUAUAAGCCUCAUGAUGGAGAAUACAUCGUGGCAAAAUUCUCUAAAUAUUAAUUCACAUGUAUUGUCAUGUAUUGGUGGAGGUUGUGUUUAAUUAUCACUUAUUUUAAUCCCAUUAUAAUUCUAUGAUUCAAUUUCCUAAUGCAAUAAUCAAUAAUAUAGUCCCUUAUAAAAGCAUCCCACAGUAAAAGCACAGGAAAGUGUAAUAAAGCACAGAG
Messenger RNA from Acipenser ruthenus (sterlet), 2075 nucleotides. RefSeq names its product transcobalamin-1-like. The coding region runs from base 580 to 1911 and encodes 443 amino acids. Gene Ontology annotation, biological process: cobalamin transport. Lineage: Eukaryota; Metazoa; Chordata; Actinopteri; Acipenseriformes; Acipenseridae. The transcript has 9 exons. Gene Ontology annotation, molecular function: cobalamin binding. The record is from RefSeq and is a predicted model, not a curated record.